UAUUUAUGUGCCACAAGCUACAAUAUUGUCCUCUCAGAAGAAAAGAGUCAAAACAUUUAGCUGAUCAGUUCCUUUUACAAGGACUCAAAAAUCUUGAAUCUAAAUUUGUCCUUUCAAUAAACCAGGAAUAUGAGCUCAGUUAAUCCUGAAGAUCUGGCUAGUACUUCACUCAAUGUCACGAAAAAAGGCGGUUGGAUCACCAUUCCUUUCAUUUUAGGUCUCUCCCUUUUACUUUUUCUUAAUGUCAACAAGAUCAUUUUCCACACACACACACACUAAACUUUGAGAUCGAUGUUUCAUGUGGUGGCAUACAGCAACAAUGGCUGGAAUAUCACUUGCGUUUGGUGGACUGCUCAGCAACCUAGAAGUGUACCUGAUUGAAGAGUUCAACAUCAAGAGCAUCAGUGCUGCAAAGAUAUUCAAUAUGGUCAACGGCCUCGUUUCCAUAUUACCAAUUGGAGCAGCCAUUUUAGCCGACUCUUUUCUUGGUUGCUAUUCUGUCAUCUGGUUUUCUUCUCUCAUCUCAUCACUGGGGAUGCUGCUAAUAACACUGACAGCAGCAUUUAGCAAAUUAAGACCACCGCCUUGCCAAAGUACUGGGUCAAAUAAUCUUUGUACAGAUCCUACAAGACUCCAAUUAGGUGUUCUUUAUCUAAGCUUGGCACUAGCAGUUUUAGGGAUGUCCGGAAAUCGAUUCACCCUGGCACCGAUGGGCGCGUACCAAUUCGAUAAACCAAAACAUCAAGGAAUUUUCUUCAACUGGUAUAUAUUUGUGAUAUACACAUGCCUUAUUAUAAGCACAACGGCUAUUGUUUAUGUUCAGAACAAUGUGAGUUGGGCAUGGGGGUUUGGUAUUUCAACAGCUGCAAAUGCGCUGGGAUUGUUGUUGUUUGUUCUUGGCACGAGAUUCUAUCGUCAGUUGAAGCCGCAAGGGAGCCCUUUUGCUCGCUUGGCUCGCGUUGUCAUUGCAGCUAUUCGAAACAGGGGAGUUAAGCUUUCCAAAAAUCCAGAGGAUUAUUGCCAAGACAUUGAAACUAAGACUCCAACUUUGCCUACAAAAUUUUUCAGGGUCUUGAACCGUGCAGCAAUUAAAAGUACCCAAGGAGAUGUGGCGAAUCAUGAGAUCACUGGAUCCGUAAGAAAAUCAUGGAAGUUUUGUGCAGUUACAGAAGUAGAAGAUUUCAAAAACCUAAUCAAAUUGCUACCACUGUGGACAAGUGCAUUGCUUGUGUCCGUUCCAUUAGCCAUCCAAAUGAGUAUGGGAAUCCUUCAAGCCCUAACCAUGGACCGCCAUCUUGGACACAAUUUCCAAAUCCCAGCGGCAUCAGUUGCCGUCUUCUUAUCCAUUUCCACUUGUAUUACAGUUUGCUUCACUGAUCGAGUCUUAAUGCCGGUGUGGAGCAAAUUCGCUCCCCGCCCCAUGACUCCUCUUCAGCGUAUAGGAAUCGGCCAUUUGGUUGAUGUUCUUAGCAUGGCAGCUUUAGCCUUGGUGGAGGUGAGGCGGCUGAAAAUCGCACGAUCACAUAAUCUUCAGGAUCAAGUUAAUGCUGUGGUGCCAAUGUCAAUAUUUUGGUUAGUUCCAUCGUUAGCUCUUGCUGGAAUGGGAGAAGCAUUCCAUUUCCCUGGACACAUUGCAUUUUAUUACCAAGAAUUUCCAAUGUACCUAAAAAGUACUUCCACUGCGGUGGUUUCCCUGUCCAUUGGCAUUGCGUUUUACAUGGGCAAUGCUUUGAUUGACGCCAUUCGCAGGUCAACUGAUUGGUUGCCGGACAAUAUAAACAAGGGGAGAUUAGACAACGUUUUCUGGGUAAUCACUAUCCUAGGAGGCGUCAACUUUUGUUAUUUCCUCGUAUGUGCCUCGUUGUACAAGUAUAAAACUGUUGAAAAUGUAGUGGAUGAUGAUUCUGUAAACAAAGCAUAAUAUGAGAAGGUGCUCUUUCCUCUUGCUGCAUCAUCUCUCAUUUCAUGAAAGCUUGAACUUUGUAAUGUAUUUACGUCCUCCAGAUUUCCCUUUAUUGAAGAAACUGAAGAAUAAUAGUGUUGAAGCUAGGAACUUCACUAUUAAUGUUCUAUUAACUUCAUUUGAGGCCAAAGAAAAGAUAAUGAC
Oldenlandia corymbosa var. corymbosa is the source of this 2107-nucleotide messenger RNA. NCBI's taxonomy places the organism in Eukaryota, Viridiplantae, Streptophyta, Magnoliopsida, Gentianales, Rubiaceae. The record is from the annotation of a GenBank genome assembly.